AUGUGUGCACCUCACCGCCGCCGCCCCCCCGGGCUCAUCCUGCUGCUCAUCCUGCUGUGCCCGAGCCCCGGAUCAUCCUCCACCUCUAAGGACAGCAGUGAGGUGUGGGAUGAAGAUGUGACUGAAUGGUGGGGAGAAUGGAGUUCAUGGUCCACAUGCUCUCGAACCUGUGGAGGGGGAGUAAUGUCUCGAGAAAGGCACUGCUUACGUCAGAGACUCCAAACAGUUGCUGGACAGGAUAACACUGUAUGUGGAGGUCAGGCCAGGCAAUAUCAGCUGUGUCAGAAACAGUUUUGUCCCUCUGGAUCUGCAAGCUUCAAACAGUAUCAGUGCUCUGCCUUCAAUGCUAAGGCCUUUGGGAAACUGUAUCACCGUUGGGUACCACUAUAUCCAGAUGACUACACCAGCAUUUCCAGCAAGCCGUGUGAUCUUCAGUGCACCAGUACCACCAGAGAGAGACAACUACUGGUACCAGCCCAUGAUGGAACAAGCUGUAGAGACCGGACACAUCAGGGAGUUUGUAUCAACGGCAAAUGUGAGCCAGUAGGAUGUGAUGGAAAGCUGUAUUCAUCCAGGUCCCUGGACAGAUGUGGUGUUUGUGGUGGUGAUGGAAGUACAUGCUAUAGAGUUUCGGGAAGCUUUAGGAAAUGUGUCUUGGGUUAUGCACUUAUUACAACAAUUCCUGCCGGGGCGUUUGACAUUCUUAUCACAGAAAAGAGAAACACUGAAAAUAUUCUAGCUCUUGCAGACUCUGCUGGAAAUUUCUACAUUAAUGGAAACAUGAUGAUGGACAAUCCUCAGAACUUUCGCGUUGCAGGGACCUUGGUCAAGUAUCGACGACCCUCAAAUGUACACAGUGAGGGACUGGAAUACCUAACUACACCAGGGCCAACCAACCAGUCCCUCAGUGUCAUGUAUUAUAACUUCAAUGGAAAGAGUCCACACAUUACAUAUGAAUACACGGUACCUCGUGCCCCAGAAGCACCCCUACCUCCUCUUUCCGAACCAAAACAGUCUGCUGCUCAGUCUCCAAGUAAUAUACAAAGUGGAGCUCAGGGAGAGUCUGAGAGCAAUCUGCCUGAGUCUACUGACACUUUUAACUGGGGGAACACUGAGGACACAGAAAGAUCAUUUGUACAUCAAGACGGAGCUGUGAAAGAACAAGAGAUAGCAGAAGACCAAACAGACGGCCUCCAGACCAGCACAGAUGCUCCUCAGGGAUUACUGCAGAGUGAAUUAUGGAGACUUUGUGAUCAACACAGCCACUCUGCUCUCUGCCAGUCUCUCUUUGGUGGCAGUCCUGGGGGUCCAACCCUUGCAGAGUCCACACAGGAAGCAGAACAACUCAGGGACAGCCUGAUGUUGCCAGCUGCUUAUGAACAUCUUGGAUCAGUUCCCAUGACAGAGCCGCUCCAAGCUCCCGGGUUCAGCAGUGAUUUGCUAUCAAGUCAUGAUAUCAGCCGGGCCGAUAUGUAUCGCUGGAAACUUUCUGCCUAUUCACCAUGCAGCUCCACUUGCAGCUCAGGUCUCAGUUCUGCAUAUGCCUUAUGCAUCCGUUAUGAUGGAAGGGAAGUAGACGAGUCACACUGCGAUCCAUUGACAAGGCCAGAACCUACUCAGGAAUUCUGUAUAGGACGAGAGUGUAUGCCACGAUGGGAGUCAAGUGGUUGGAGUGAGUGCUCAAGAACCUGUGGUCAAGGAGUCCAAGUACGCUCGGUUCGUUGCUGGAAGAUGCUUGCUCCGGGGCUUGACAGUUCUGUCUAUGAUGAGCAAUGUGAAGGUGCCCAACUAGCAAGACCACCCCAGAAGAAAGCAUGUAAGAAUAAACCAUGUGGACCUCAAUGGGAGUUCUCAGACUGGACAGAGUGUUCUGCUGCCUGUGGAACUGAGGGAGUAAUGAAGAGAGAAGUGAAGUGCUCGGCAGAAUCCAACCAGUGUGAUGAAAGCAUCAAGCCUUCAAGUGAGAAGCCCUGCCUGGGCCCACCCUGUGAUCAUCACUGGACAACACCCGAAUGGGGGCCGUGCAGUAAGACAUGUGGAUCAGGACACCAGCUUAGAGAAGUGAAGUGUUAUCAAGGAGAAGAACUGAGCCAGGGAUGUGACCAGUCUGCUAAACCAGAGAGUAGACAGGUCUGCAAUAUUAGCCAAUGUCCCACCGAGGCCCCUGAUGAAACCUGUGAAGACAAGGCAACCGCUAACUGUUCCCUGGUGUUAAAGGUGAAGCUUUGCUCACACUGGUAUUACCGGAAGGCCUGCUGCCGAGCCUGCGGGGGACAAACCUCCUGACUGGGUUUUCUUGAAGUAUUUGUCCCUUAUUUUUGUGAAUUCUGUACAUUAUGGAUGAUGCCAGGUGCUCCUAUUGCGAUAACACUGCUGCCAUACUUU
Molecule: messenger RNA, 2385 nt
Organism: Bufo bufo (common toad)
Lineage: Eukaryota; Metazoa; Chordata; Amphibia; Anura; Bufonidae
Product: ADAMTS-like protein 2
Exons: 16
Coding region: 1-2286 (761 amino acids)
Biological process (GO): extracellular matrix organization
Cellular component (GO): extracellular matrix
Molecular function (GO): metalloendopeptidase activity
Source: RefSeq, a predicted model, not a curated record